AUGAUGAUGCACACACGCAAGCGGAUCUUCCGCAGCCCAGCAACUGGUCCCCAGGUCCAAUUUACUGACCCUUUCUCAGUGUCACCAUAUAACAACAUGGCAUCCAGAAAGAGGAAGGCCGACGACGAUAACGACGACAUGUCGGUCUCGCCCCUGAGCUCGCCAGCCCUUCCAUCCAGACCGAUUGUCAGGCCGUCAAAAAAGAUCCGACAAGCCAACGACGACGUAGCCGCCCGCCCGCUGUCACUUCCCCGUCUUCUCGAAACUCUCACCAACGACCAGCUCCGAACAGUCCUCCAAACCAUCUGCGAACGACACCCCGAUAUUGGGCACGAGGUGGUCACUAGCGCGCCACGACCGACCGUCGCCUGUGCGCUCGAUAUCUUGGCCGGGUACCAGGAGAAGCUACACGAUGCAACUCCACUUGGCCAUACGAACUCCGACUAUGCCUAUUUCCGAGUGAAGCAACAGCUGGGCGCCCUCCUCGAUGCCAUUUCCGAUUUCACGUCACAAUUCCUCCCGCCGUUGGAGCAGCAGACAAACAUAUCAUUGCAGUUUUUGGACGGUGUCACCAAAGUCAUUCACGAACUCCCCGACUGGGAAAACCAAUCACAUCGCCACCACAAGGAUGCUGCGUACGAUGAGAUUUCGGCGGCAUGGGCACUUGUCAUCACGGAAGCUUCAAAAAGGGGCGGAGGUUUUAUCGUUCAUACCGGAGGCUGGGACCAGAGGCUAGUAAAGCACAAUCAACAGUCAGGAGGCAAAAUGGGACAGGCCAUCAACGCCUUGGCGGUGGAAGUCGGAUGGCAAGGACAGAACCCGAUUACCGACACACCGGCUCCGUCCGGGAGGGACCCUAAUUCGAUCUUGAACCAGCUUAUUAACGGUGCAUACGGUUCACCCGUUCGUGUUGGACCUUGGUAA
Messenger RNA from Podospora anserina S mat+, 924 nucleotides. RefSeq lists its product as uncharacterized. NCBI's taxonomy places the organism in Eukaryota, Fungi, Ascomycota, Sordariomycetes, Sordariales, Podosporaceae. Gene Ontology annotation, cellular component: nucleus. The transcript has a single exon. The record is from RefSeq and is a predicted model, not a curated record. Gene Ontology annotation, biological process: nuclear protein quality control by the ubiquitin-proteasome system; proteasome localization. Bases 1 to 924 code for a protein of 307 amino acids.